AUGUCAACAUCAAACAUCAAUCCUAAUAGUAAAUAUGUUAUUAGUGGUUGUCAUACUGGAUUCUAUCAUCAAUUAUAUAUUGAUAAACACGGUUUUAAUGUUCUUGCUGGUAUUUAUUAUAUUCCUGAUAAUGUAGCAUCUCUUAAAGAAAAACUUUUACCAAAAGCUACAGUCUUUCGUCUUAGUAUUACUAAAUUUUAA
Messenger RNA from Rotaria sp. Silwood2, 201 nucleotides. The record is from the annotation of a GenBank genome assembly. NCBI's taxonomy places the organism in Eukaryota, Metazoa, Rotifera, Eurotatoria, Philodinida, Philodinidae.